This is a messenger RNA of Cetraspora pellucida, 227 nucleotides long. The record is from the annotation of a GenBank genome assembly. Lineage: Eukaryota; Fungi; Glomeromycota; Glomeromycetes; Diversisporales; Gigasporaceae.
AUGCUUACAUGCAAUUAGCUAGUAUAUUUGAUAACCAAAAUUUGGGGUGUAAAUUUUUUGACAAUGAUCAACAAACGUUUAUCUUACUGUUUGAUGCACAAGCUGAGAAAAGAAGUAAUCAUAAGAAAAAGUCUAGAUUUCCAGAACUAACAGUUGAAUGGAAAACAAAACACAAGAAAGAUGCAAAAAAUAACCAAACCUUUGCUGGAUACAUUAUAUGGGUUUGA